AUGAAGCUGAGCACAUCCUUGAUUCUCGUCGCUGCUCUUGCGGGGACCUCAGUGGCAGCGCCUACCAGGUCUUCUGCUCUACAGGCUCGACAGCCGGAGUCUGACUCUCUGACGUUGUUGGCUUCUCAUCUUUCGACGGGUCAACUCACUCAGUCCGAUCGCGAACUCCUGAACAGGCUUCUGGUGACGGCUUCCCUCAGCAAACGCGAUGAAGCGGGCACAUUCAGUGAUAUCGGUGGCACCAUCGGCAGCAAUCUGGGAACGGGCAUCGGCGCCAUCAUCGAUACAAUCUUCGGCCUCUUCAAUGGCGUGUUGAACAGUGCCGCCAAUAGUGCCUCUGGCGGUGCCCAGGGCAAUGGCACUGGACUCAAUCUUCCUCUGAACGGCACUACUGCCGGCUCCUCAGGAGGCGCAGUGCCCAGUCUGAGCCAGUUGCUGAGCAACCUCGGCAUCGACGCCCAGGGAAACAUCAAUCUGAAUGUCAUCAUCAACAGGCUGGGAAUCACUCCCACGAAUCUCCCCGACAUCUUCAGACAGCUCGGUGCUGACUCGAACGGCGUUGUGCCUUUGAGCUCCCUGCUGCAGAGGCUUGGCCUUGGCAGCAACAUUGGAAGCUUGGACUUGAGCAACGUCCUGGGCAAUGCCGGAGGAUCAGGUGGCAAUGGCACUCUCAACUUGAACAGCCUUCUCAGGGGGCUUGGACUCAACAACAACGCCAUUUUAAGCCUUCUCAGAAGCCUCGGUGCUGAUCAGAACGGCAACAUCUCAGCGGCCGGCCUGCUCAGAGGUCUUGGCCUCACAGGCCAAGGAGAUGUUAACCUUGGCUCGAUCCUCCAGGGCCUCAAUGGAGCUGCUAGCAGGGCGGGCGUAGACCUGAGCGGCGUCUUGAAUGGCCUCACUGGCAUUCUCAACGGCCUCGCCAGUGCUGUCCCCAGUGGCACAACGACAAACACACCUGCUCCUGCGGGCAGCAAUGCCGCGACAGCCAUUCCGGGCCUGAAUAAUGUUACCAACAGUGUUGCGGAAGGCAUUUACAGGGGAUUGUUGGGAGGGCUGGACAACGCAACGAUCCAGGACCUCAUCGGCAUCAUCCGGAACGCCAGGGGCAACCCGCAAAUUGCUACUAUCAACAUCGAGCUGUACGCUUCCUUGCACGGCCUCGACCCUAACCUGAUCUUCCAGAGCCUGAAGAACGUCAUGGCUCUCGGCACCUCAGACGACAGCCUCGGCAGCGUGCUCAAGGAUUCAAACGGGCUCUUGGGCGGCCUCAUAAACGCUCUCGACGGCUUGAACACCGGCAGAGAGGGUCUUCCUUCGCUCAGCCCGCCGGGUAUUCUGGGCGGACUCGUGCCCGGAACACUUACAAACGUCACCAAUGGCACUGGCACCGUUACCAACGGCACCGCCACCACCCCCCCGAGACUGACCACACAGGAGCUCCAGCAGCUGCUCGACUUUGUCCGGAACGCCACCAGCCAGGACCUUGUUACGCAAGUCGUCAGCCAAUUUGCUGCCUCGCACGGUUUCGAUCCCGUCCAGCUUGCUCGUCUUCUGCAGACUCUCUUGGACUCCGGCAACACUGUCAGCGGCAACAACGGUACCUCGAACGGCAAUGCCCCUCCCAACGUGGCACCUGUUCUGAACGGAACCCUUGGUAACUUGACCAGCAUUCUCGGAGGCCUUGCCAACGGCACCAAUGGCGGCAUCAACCCGGGCGGCGGUGCUCCUGGUUCUCUGCUCCCGAACCUCGGUGGGCUGAACGGCACUCUCCCGAAUUUGACCAGCCUUCUCAACGGAAGCCUUGCAAACCCCGGGGCCCUCGGCGGCCUUGGUGGUCUGGGUGGUCUGGGUGGCCUCGGUGGCCUCGGUGGUCUAGGUAGUGGCCUCGGUGGUCUAGGUACUGGGAACAAUUCGACGGGGGGUCUUGGUAACUUGACCUCCAAUCCUGCUGCCCUCCUUGCUGGACUUUUGGGUGCUCUUCCUGCCGGAAGCCUAGCAAACCUGACUGGAGCCCUUGGCAACCUGACGGGGCCUCUUGGUUCUCUGCCUGCCGGAGGACUAGGCAACUUGACUGGACUUCCCACUGGAGCCCUCGGAAACCUGACUGGGGCCCUUGGAAACCUGACAGGAGGUCUCGGCUCUCUCCCACCUGGAGGUCUGGGCAACUUGACUGGGCUUCCCACCACUGGAGCCCCUGGCAACCUGACGGGACCUAUUGGUUCUCUCCCCGGAGGCCUAGGCAAUCUGACUGGACUCCCCACUGGAGCCCUGGGCAACCUGACGGGAGGCCCCGGCGGUCUCCCGGCUGGAGGUCUUGGAAACUUGACCGGAGCCCUCGACCCCCUCGUCGGCAACCUGACAGGCGCCGCUGGCAACCUCACCAACACGAUCGGCAACCUCACCGGCGGCGGUCUUCCGGCCACUCCAGGAACCGCUGCACCAGGGAACCUGACAUCAGCUAUUUCUGGUGUUAGCUCCAACCUGGGCUCAGCUGCCUCUGAUAUUGGUUCAGCGGCCUCCGAUCUGACCUCAGCUGCCUCGGGGUUGAACAAUAUCGCGUCCGGUUUGGGUACUGCAGCGGCCAACCUGGGAUCUGCUGCCAACGGUCUCGGAUCGAGCGCUCCUGGAGCAGGAUCGGCCACUCCCGGCGCAGGUACAGGUGUCCCUGGCCUCGGAUCACCACUCGGCGGCCUCGCUGGCUCAGGCCUUGGAACUGGCCUGAAUCUGGGAUCCAUCAUCGCCGGCCUAGGCUCGACACUCUCCGGCGUCGGCUCAGGCAUUUCCGGACUCGGCGGGGCACUCGGGGGCGCGGGAUCCCCCGCUGCCGGCUCAGCCCUACCCGCCGCUGUCCUCGGAUCUGCUCUGGCCGGUGCUGCUGCGGCCCCUGCCGCCGCCCUGGGGGCCUUGAUCAACUCGACGCUCGGCCUGCUCCCGUCCGUCGCCCUGAACGCGACCCUCUCCGCAGAGCUCGGCGGGCUUCUCAACUCCACAGCCCCCCUCGGAUUGGGCCUGGGCGCCAACCUCGGCCUCGGCGGUGGCCUCCUCAACACCACAGCCCCGGCCCUUGGAUUGGGCCUGGGGGCCAACCUCGGCCUCGGCGGCGGACUCCUCAACACCACAGCCCCAGCAGCCCUCAAACUGGCCGCAGCAGCUCCUCAAUCCAACGGGACAAAACUCGUCUUCCAUCCCAGCGAGUCUGAGGAGGAGAGCUCUUCCCGGUCGAACGUCAGACGGUCUCGCGCUGCGCGAGGCAGGGCUGCGAUUCGCAAGGGCAACGCUGGAGCGGCUUAA
Trichoderma citrinoviride is the source of this 3291-nucleotide messenger RNA. RefSeq lists its product as hypothetical. The coding region runs from base 1 to 3291 and encodes 1096 amino acids. The transcript has 2 exons. NCBI's taxonomy places the organism in Eukaryota, Fungi, Ascomycota, Sordariomycetes, Hypocreales, Hypocreaceae. The record is from RefSeq and is a predicted model, not a curated record.